AUGUCUGCGAAAUAUAUUCCCGGGCCCAUUCUUUCGCCCCGUCUAGACGGGACGCAAAAACCGAUGCGAUGGACGUGGAGAGACGGCGGAGAGGAAUGGAGAAUGGAGGAUGGGGGAGAGAAAACGGGUGGCGAAUCGAAGACAUCGGGCGCGGAGAGGAGGCACACGGUUUUCCGAGCGCGAUACGCUCCGAAGGAAAACACAACCGUUUUUCCCGAGGAAUCGUGGCCGUUUUACGAAUUUAAGGGCUCGAAUCGGUCGAUUUUGUACGGGUUUUAA
Phyllotreta striolata is the source of this 279-nucleotide messenger RNA. NCBI's taxonomy places the organism in Eukaryota, Metazoa, Arthropoda, Insecta, Coleoptera, Chrysomelidae. The record is from the annotation of a GenBank genome assembly.